AUGAGCAGACCGUCCACAGACAAGGGCAAGUCCCCCAAUAAGCGAUCAGUGAUAGUCGGUGAGCCUAGCGCCAAUGUCACCGACGACGACGACGUCGGGCAUCCGCAACCCUCGCAGCCCGCCUACAUGACUGUCGGAACAGGCUCGACAUCCAAACAUGCUGCCCACCUGCAGUCUCUCCUCGACACAGACUCCGGCUACGGUGGUAGCUCCACCGGCAGCGACGGUUUCCCGCCGGCGAUGCCGCCGUCUCUGGCCUGGGGCUCGGCUUCGCACGAGGACCGCCAGCUACAUCCUACCGGCCCGUCGGCGUCCCAUGUUGCCCCCGAAGCUGAGCGCAGGCUGCAGGCUGGCGCCAUCCACCAGCUCUGGUACAACCAGCAUCGCGUUGCUCUCGGCAAGUCUAUCACCCAGGCCGUGGAGCUGUUGAAGGGCCUGCAGACAAUGAAUACGUCCUGGCCGGCGCACUAUCCGAGUGUCCAGAAACUGGGUGUCGCAGCCUUUCCCGAUACUGCUCUGUCCGGACAACCUCCGGUUCGUCCCGGGUUUCAGCGCGCCCUUACGACUGUUGCCGACUUCAUUGACUCGUCGUCCGGUGGCCGGCCAAACCGGGCACCAAUGCUGCGUCGGUCUGCAACGGUGUUGGACGACCCCGUCGAUGCGGAGUCGAGCAAGGCCGCUGAAAGCCGCGUCUCCACCACCGAGCCCAGGCUGGUGACUCCACAGAUCGCACAGGAGUUCUCUGUUCUCAAGCUCGACCUGAAGCUUGGCGGGCUGCACCAGGCGGGGCUGGUCCACUCCCUGGAGAAGGGCUCUGUCGCUUCGCUGCUGGACGAGAAAAUCCGAUCCAGCAUCAAGCACCUACUGGCUCUCCGGGAGCGCAUUGAGGACACUUCCAGCAAGGUGCUGGUCACGGGCGACCUGAACGCCGGCAAGUCCACGUUCUGCAACGCCCUCUUGCGGCGAAAAAUUCUGCCCGAGGACCAGCAGCCCUGCACAAGCAUCUUCUGCGAGGUCUUGGAUGCCGGUGCGAAUAGCGGCGUCGAAGAGGUCCACGCUGUCCAUAUGAAUGCUGUUUACAACCGCAACGACGAGUCCACGUACGAUGUCUUCUCUUUGCUGGAGCUGGAAAAGAUUGUCACCGACAACUCUACCUACAUGCAGUGUAAGGUGUAUGUGAAGGACGUCCGCACCAUUGACGAGUCGCUUCUCAACAACGGAAUUGUCGACAUCGCCCUCAUCGACGCCCCUGGCCUGAACUCGGAUACGACAAAGACUACGGCCGUAUUCGCGCGUCAGGAGGAGAUCGACGUGGUGGUGUUUGUCGUCUCGGCGACAAACCACUUCACCCUGACCGCGACCGAAUUCAUCCGGGCGGCUGCGGCCGAGAAGGCCUACUUUUUCUUCGUCGUGAACGGCUUUGACGUCAUUCGGGACCGUGGGCGAUGCCAAAAGAUGAUCCUGGACCAGGUGUCCAACCUUAGUCCCCAGACACACAAGGAGGCUUCUGAGCUCGUGCACUUUGUUUCGAGCAAUGCCAUUCCUAUACCGCCUGGGCCCCCGGGCGGCGCAGGAGGCAGCGGCACCGGAAGCUCGUCGGGCGGCGGCGGAGGGGACCCCGAUGGCGACCCGACGGGCAAGGGCAAGGGUAAGGAAAAGCUGCGCGACUUUGAGGAAAUGGAACAGUCGCUCCGACGCUUUGUCCUCGAAAAGAGGGCGCGAUCGAAGCUUGCGCCGGCAAAGAACUAUCUUCUCAAUAUUCUGAACGACGUCAAUGCUCUGGCAAAUGUGAACGCCGAGGUAGCCCAGUCCGAGCUUGCCCGUGUGGAGGAAGAGCUGCGUGAGAUCGAGCCGUUGCUUGAAACCAACAAGAAGGCCAAGGCCGAGAUAGCAUCUGAGACCGAAUACGUCAUCGAGCAGACCUGCACGGAUGUCUACGACCAGAGCCGCGCAGCCAUUGGCUUUGCGAUUGGCCAUGCCGGGGACGAAAAUCUCGGCGUGCCGUAUCCAGGCAUCUUGUCUGCUUUCCAAUAUGCUGAGCAGGUGAAGCAGGAGAUGCUGUCUCAAAUCUCAGCCUCGGUGGCCGAGUGCGAGGAGAGUGCACGUUUCAAGACCGCGGGUGGUGUAAACUCUCUCAAGCAGCUCGGCAUCAUGCACCUCGGCAACGAUUACGUGGACCUGAACUUCCGACCCGAGUUCAUGUUCCGGCGACGGAGAGACGAGCUCGCACGACAGAUUGACAUCCCGACCGAGUUCUUGGACUUCGUUGACCUGUCCACCUUGCUCCAGCGCCAAGAAAAAAUGGCUGGCACCGGAAUGGCCCUGACUGUCGCCACGGCCUUGGGAAGCCGCAUGAUUGGUGCCCAUGGAUGGAUGGACCAUGCCUUCUCGGCCGUGAAGCUCGUGGGAAGCAGCCAUACGCGUCGCUUGCUAGUGCCAGCCUUUGUUCUUGCUGUUGUGGCGGCUGCCGGCUACAUUUUGGUGCAGAUUCCACAGUCCUUACCUCAUCGCCUCUCUCUCAAGAUAGCGUCGCGGCUGGCCGCUAUCGACUAUGUCCACAACAACUCGAACCGCAUUGCGGGCACCGUUCGCAAGGUUCUGCGCGUGCCGGCCGAUGCAAUCCGCGAUGGGCUGAACCGUUCUGUGGAGCAGCUCGGCAAUCGCAAGGACGAGACGCUCAAGACCCGUGGCGAGAGCCAGGUCGCCCUAAAGUACUUCAGCAACCUCGUCACGGAUAGCUCGAGGCACCGUGCAACAGUGGGAGCAUUGGACCUCGAGGCUCCCCCUCCCGGCGCCCACUAG
Molecule: messenger RNA, 2802 nt
Organism: Grosmannia clavigera kw1407
Lineage: Eukaryota; Fungi; Ascomycota; Sordariomycetes; Ophiostomatales; Ophiostomataceae
Product: transmembrane GTPase
Exons: 1
Coding region: 1-2802 (933 amino acids)
Biological process (GO): mitochondrial fusion
Cellular component (GO): mitochondrial outer membrane
Molecular function (GO): GTP binding; GTPase activity
Source: RefSeq, a predicted model, not a curated record